CCAAGGGCUGAUUUUUAUCUUUUACCGGAUCGAGAAGGGGAGGAGGUACGGAGAAUGAGUUAUUCUUGUAGCAGCACAAAGCCUGUUUGCUUUACGGUGUAGUAGAGCCAGCGCGCAACCGAAGGCACUGACGCACGACAACUGGCUCCUGCGGCGACGACGCGGAGAGCAGCGGAAAGCCACAGCUCCUGUCAGGUCUAAAAACCCACCAGCCCCGCGUCCCUGGACAUGAAAGUGCAGCAAGGGUGCCACUCAUCAGACAUGGGGAUUCCUGUUACAACCGAGGAAGAACUGCGCAGAAAUACCGUAAUAACACCCGAGGAUGUGCUUGGCUUACAAAAGAUCACUAAGAAUUACCUCUGUUCUCCUGAGGAAAAUGUCCACAUGAUUGACUUCACCAGGUUCAAGAUCCGUGAUAUGGAAACAGGGACAGUCCUGUUUGAAAUUACUAAACCUCCAACACCAGCGGGAGGUAGAAAGCACUGUGACCCCAAUGCCGGCCGUUUCGUCCGAUACCAGUUCACCCCAGCCUUCCUGCAGCUGCGACAAGUUGGAGCCACAGUGGAAUUCACAGUAGGUGACACACCCAUCAACAACUUCCGCAUGAUAGAAAGGCACUACUUUCGUGAUCAGCUUCUGAAGAGCUUUGAUUUCGAGUUUGGCUUCUGCAUGCCCAGCAGCAAGAACACGUGUGAGCACAUAUACGAGUUCCCUGCGUUGUCUGAGGAAAUCAUGCGUGAGAUGAUCCUGAACCCUUAUGAGACGCAGUCCGACAGCUUCUACUUUGUGGACAACAAGCUGGUGAUGCAUAACAAGGCAGACUAUUCCUACAGUGGGGGACCAUAGGAAGACACCCACCGUCCUCUGCACAGUUUCCACAUUCCAGUUACCAAUUCAGGACCAGAAACAGAUGAACUGAUGGACAAAAAACUGGCAUUAAACACUCUGUCUCUUGUCUUUUAGUUAAGUAUAUUUCCCUUCUGAUAUUCAGCUGCCUGGCCGAUCGGUUUUCUCCCUUUGCCUCGUCGUCUUUGCAGGAACAUCGAAUUCUGCCAUCAUCAGUUUGCAUCAGAAUGUGAGAGUGUGUGGGCAGCAAACACAUGCAGUGUCUGUACAUAAUGUUGAUUUCAGGCUGAAAAACCGGAAUACACUUGAUCAUAAGGAAGAUAUUGAGUUAUUUUCAUUUUGCGUGUUUUUUUUUGUUGUUUUUUUUGUAGUCAUUAGCGUCAAGAGAAAAGAGUGUUCAGAGAAGAAAUGAGUCAUGAAACAAAGAGAGAAAUCAGUUACCUUAAAAAGUGAAAUAAUAAUCCAUUCAGUUGUACUGUAUGUUUAUAUAGAUUAUAUAGGAUUAUCGUCACUUUUUUUUUUCCUCAAAUCUCUUAGUUAUUAAAUUUCUAGUAGCACACAUCCGGAUGAUUCAGUCCUCACUCUAGGAUCUGGUUCUGCCAUCAUUCAGUUGGAUUACAAACAGAUAUGUGUCCUGUGUCAAUGUGAAUGUAUCAUUUGUUUUAUGUUUUCAUGUUUCUAGUUCAUCUAAUUCAGGAGUAUUUUUAAAGAAAUAGCCAUUUUGAAGUGUCAGACAACAUUAGCCAAAACUCAAAAUCACAUACCAAUUUUGAUAUCCAGUAUGUACUCUGUAGUACUGAACACUGUGUACACUUUCAGAUAAAUGUUUUAAGUAUGAAAUUAAAAAAAAAAAAAGUAUGUAAAGUUUUGAGGAAUUCCAUUACUGCAAUAAAUAUGGCAUUUUUUGGAAA
Molecule: messenger RNA, 1757 nt
Organism: Sphaeramia orbicularis (orbiculate cardinalfish)
Lineage: Eukaryota; Metazoa; Chordata; Actinopteri; Kurtiformes; Apogonidae
Gene: unc119a1
Product: unc-119 lipid binding chaperone a1
Exons: 5
Coding region: 229-846 (205 amino acids)
Biological process (GO): positive regulation of protein tyrosine kinase activity; nervous system development; mitotic cytokinesis
Cellular component (GO): spindle midzone; intercellular bridge; centrosome
Molecular function (GO): lipid binding
Source: RefSeq, a predicted model, not a curated record